CCUCCUCCCCCUCCACCACCCCCACCUCCAGCACCACCUGCUUCUGGAGGGCCAUUUCUGGCAAGUACAGAACCACCAAAACCGAGAAAAGAAGAUCAAAAAGCUCGAAGUGCAUUGCUUGCUGAUAUUCAGCACGGGACUCGCUUAAGGAAAGUAGCACGAAUCAAUGACAGAAGUGCACCACAAAUUGAAAAAUCCAAAGGGCCAAACAGAGAUGGAGGUAGCUCAGCAAAUACCAGAAGUGCCCAGCCAUCAUUGGGUGGUCUCUUUGCUGGUGGCUUUCCUGUUCUGAGACCAGCAGGCCAAAGAGACAUGACAGCUGGCAAGGCUGGACAGCUACCUGGAGUGCAAGCCCCUCUUCCCAGGCCGCUGUCUCCAAUGAACAAUAACAUGAAGACAUGCAGUAACCUUUCAAAUCCACCUGAUGGUGCAAAAGCAGCAAACCCAUGGGAGCCAGCUAGCGCUCUGCGGGCAGGACCAACUCGGCCCAGCCUGCCUACCCCUCCACUGCCACCACCUCCCUCCAGCAAACCUUCCCUCACUUUCCCAUCUCCUCCAUCUCACCCUCCUCCUACAGACAGGCCUGCAAAAUUGACACCCCAGAAUUUUGUUUCUCCUCCCCUGCCACCUCCCCCACCUCAGUGUGACAAGCCUGCUAAAUUUCAAGCAUCAGCUUUCCAUCCUCCCCCUCCACCACCUCCUCUGCCCCUAACACCACCCUAUGGACUUCCAGUCAAAAAUGAUCUUUCUAGCUCUUCUCCUUCCCCUCAGCCUGAACUAAGGGACUAUCUGCAUCCCACUCCACCCCCACCCCCGCCUCCACUGUUUCCUCCUUAUACUUCCUCCUCAACCAAGCCAUCCUUGCCACUGCUGCCCUCACCUGCCCCCUCCAGAGAUAUAAACAGCAGUGAUGUGCCACCUCCACUGCCACCCAAAUCUCCAUACUUGCUGUCCCAGUUUCAAAAGCCAAAUAUUCAGUCCAUGCCUCCUGAACUAAGGGACUAUCUGCAUCCCACUCCACCCCCACCCCCGCCUCCACUGUUUCCUCCUUAUACUUCCUCCUCAACCAAGCCAUCCUUGCCACUGCUGCCCUCACCUGCCCCCUCCAGAGAUAUAAACAGCAGUGAUGUGCCACCUCCACUGCCACCCAAAUCUCCAUACUUGCUGUCCCAGUUUCAAAAGCCAAAUAUUCAGUCCAUGCCUCUCCCUCCCACCCCACCUUUCCCUCAGCCAUCUGCAGCAGCGCAGAAGAGGAGGCCAGGCAGAGUUGCAGUGUCUGGCGUUGGGAAGUUACCUCUACCUCCGCAGCCUCCAGCAAGAUCACCAACAACUGAACUUACAAGCAAGUCUCCAUAUGCCCAGGCUGGACCCUGGCCAGCACGUGAACCCUCUCCACAGUUUAGAAAUGGAAACAUGCCCAUCGUUGAUGAUUUUGAAUCUAAAUUUACUUUUCAUUCUGUGGAAGAUUUCCCCCCUCCUGAUGAAUUCAAGCCAUUUCAGAGAAUAUAUCCCAGCAAGGAGCCUAGGGAUGCCCCUAAAAAUCCUCUGCUAAGAACACAUGUGAGAUGAGAUGAUUCUUCGAAAAGGAUCUUUGGGUCAGUACUGCAAAGAAGAAUGGAGGAUCCCAAAAUCAAAUUAUGAAACGGAGGAGGCUUUGUUAGCUUAACAGAGAUUUGCUUGAAUCAAGUACUGCAGUUCCAUGCCUAAUUUGGUAUUUUUAAAACUGGAAAAGUAGUAAUAAUUAUGCACUCUCAGAACUGGCCUCAUCACUAUAUGAGACUGUAUGGGAAAUCUAAAUGCUAAAACCCUGAAACAAAGUAUAUGAAAAGCAUUCAAUUUCUGAUUGUGCUUAUUAUAUACUACUUAUUCCAGUCUUGGGCAAGAGGUGUCAUCUCAAACAGUAUUUCUUGCAUGAAAUACCCUCAGGUUUUUUUCUUAAGUAUUUCCAGAAUUGCUCCACACAGUUUGAUCUUAUAUUUUAAUUAUUUUUCACUUGGUUAACUAA
Gavialis gangeticus (Gharial) is the source of this 2005-nucleotide messenger RNA. It is a transcript of the gene WIPF3, whose product is annotated as WAS/WASL interacting protein family member 3. The record is from RefSeq and is a predicted model, not a curated record. Gene Ontology annotation, molecular function: actin binding. Lineage: Eukaryota; Metazoa; Chordata; Crocodylia; Gavialidae. The transcript has 8 exons. The annotation marks the transcript as partial.